UGUUUGUUUUGGUUUGUUUUUUUGAACGUUUGCCAUCGAUUGAAUAAUAACAAUAACAAAUGUUGAUUUGAGGCUUGUGUCAAACAGUUUCAUUCGAGACAUUAACAAAAAUGCUGCAAACAGCCAACAAGCUGAGCAACUGGUUAAAUACGCUUAGCCAGCGCACUUCUCGGCGCGCAUUGCAUGUGAAAAAACGUGAAAUUUAUCAGCAAUGCUUUCGGGUGCUGGGCGUCCAUGAGUCAGCGGAUCAGGAGACGGUGCGUCGCGCCUACUUGGAUCUGGUGAAGCGUGUCCAUCCGGAUGCGGAUACCGAGGAGGCAAGCAACGAACGCUUCCUGCAGGUGGACGAAGCCUUUCGCAUGCUGCAGGAGAAGUUCGCCAAGAGUCGUCGCAACAUCACCGACGACGAGGACGAUUCCCCGUUGGAGGAGGAGCAAAUGGAGUUCGACAUUAGGCAUACGGCGCCCCAGCAUCGUCAAUAUUUAUCGAACGAGGGCAUUGGCGUGGGCACGCCCAGCCAGCGCCAGAAACAAUACCAACAGGUGCGCGCCAUGAAAGCGCAGCAACGUGUGCUCGAGCAUCGCAUCGACAAGGCGGCAGCUGGCGAGGAUGCACUGAUGUGCAAGGGCAAGGGAGGCAGCUAUUAUGGCAAGCAUGCCAUCAAAACGAAAUAUGGCAUCGAUCGUGUUGUCGAGGAUCUCAUCCAGGAGGCCAUGUCCAAGGGCGAUUUCAAUAAUUUGCAUGGCGCUGGCAAGCCGCUGUCCGCGGCCCAAUCGCAGAAUCCCUAUUUGGAUUUCACCACCCACAAAUUGAACAAAAUAAUGUUGGACAAUGGUUUUACACCCGAAUGGAUAACGCUGGGUCGCGACAUCCGGGAGGCGGUCGCUCAGCUCAAGCAGCAGGUGCGCACGGAGCGCAUCUAUUACGGCGAAUGGCCUUUGACGCAAACCGACCAGUUGGCCGCCUGGCAAUCCUUUGUCCAGUCGCACACGGAGCAGGUGCAGCAGCUGAACAAACUGAUCGACAAGUACAACCUAAUUGUGCCCAUUCUGGAGAAUCAAUACUUUCGUCUGCGUCUCGACAAACUGGCCGAGCGCAUCUUCAUGGAUCCGCAUCUGCCACGCAACCAGAAGCGUCCCCAGCCCACUGGCCACAGCGGCAACAGCGCCCAGCCGGGUGAAAGGGGCUUCAUGGUCAAUCUCUUCUCCAUCUUUCUGUAGGGCAACGGAAUGUGAAAAUUUGUACAAUUUGUGAUAUUAGCCAAUUUGGGAUAUAUACUCCAAAAUAAAGAUUGUUAUGGGGAUUUGUUAUAGUUUAUAAUUUAUUUAUUUAAAGUGGUCUAAAAACAGUUCACAGUUUAAAUAAAGAAAAAAGAUUU
Messenger RNA from Drosophila grimshawi, 1378 nucleotides. RefSeq names its product dnaJ homolog subfamily C member 28. The coding region runs from base 111 to 1220 and encodes 369 amino acids. Lineage: Eukaryota; Metazoa; Arthropoda; Insecta; Diptera; Drosophilidae. The transcript is spliced from 2 exons. The record is from RefSeq and is a predicted model, not a curated record.